This is a messenger RNA of Plectropomus leopardus (leopard coralgrouper), 962 nucleotides long. It is a transcript of the gene m17, whose product is annotated as IL-6 subfamily cytokine M17. Gene Ontology annotation, biological process: ciliary neurotrophic factor-mediated signaling pathway; negative regulation of neuron apoptotic process; immune response. Gene Ontology annotation, molecular function: ciliary neurotrophic factor receptor binding; cytokine activity. Lineage: Eukaryota; Metazoa; Chordata; Actinopteri; Perciformes; Serranidae. Gene Ontology annotation, cellular component: extracellular region. The record is from RefSeq and is a predicted model, not a curated record.
UUUGCCUGUGACACUGAGUGGAGAAUGAAUGGUCAUGUAAAGAGCAUGCGUUUUCAACAGUUUAUGGAACCAGCAACAACGUUACUCUCUCUCCUGCUGGUAAUGGCUGUUGAUUCAACAAGAACUGUGGCAGCAAGCAGAAACCAGCAGUGUGGGAAUUCUCUGCAGCAGACUCUGAAGCUCACCAGACUCAUACAGAAGGAAUCCGUCGACCUAAUCAAAACAUAUAAAGCCUCUCAGGGUGAAAGUUCAGAGCUCUUCUGCAAGGUGUCCGUCCCUGAGGUCCCUGACCCCAACAUCUCUGGCAUGGAGCCCUCAGAGAGGAUAGUGAGCAUCUACACACAUCUGCAAGACUUCUUCCCGCAUUUCAAACGGGUUUAUGAGCAGCAGAUGGACUUACAGUCACCCACGAGCCCCCUGCUGACACAGCUCAACCGUGUGAGUUCUCGCAGCAGGAGCUUGGCUGCUCUCAUAAACAGCUUCUAUCAGAGCCUCUUCCCAAACCUGCCUGUGCCAGAGCCAGCGGGACGGCCGACAACACUACCUCCACCUCAGAACGUCUUCCAGCAGAAAGUUUAUGGAUGUGUGGUGCUGAAGACCUACAAGGAGCUAGUGUCGAAUGUUUCUCGAGAGCUGAGGACUCUGAAAAACAAAGUGUGCAGGAGGGGGAUGCAGAAGAACACAUUCUCUUGAGGAUGACCUGAGGCUGUGUUCAACAACAUUUAUUCUCACUGGGUUAAUAGACUUUCAAAGUGAGUAUUAAGGUGGCUGGUACAUCAGAGUAAUAAAGCCUAUUUAUGGUAUUUAAUAUUUAUUUUCUUGUUUCUGAUGAAAGGAAUGGUGUUAAAAGAGUGUAAAGGUAGCAAGUUAUGUAUAUUUAAUUUGUCUAAUAUGUUAAAAAAGGGUCCACUUUGCUGAUGUAAACUUAUUUGCUGUAUACAGAAUUAUUAAAAGAUAUUUUG